Messenger RNA from Symbiodinium natans, 5823 nucleotides. NCBI's taxonomy places the organism in Eukaryota, Dinophyceae, Suessiales, Symbiodiniaceae. The record is from the annotation of a GenBank genome assembly.
AUGGCUGGGUUCAAUGGCCUGAGCACGAGCCUGAUGUACGGGCAGUUCGGCAUGAUGGCUGUACUCGCCGCCGCCACGGGCAUGUGGCAGGUGUACCGAAAUCAAGUCGUGUCGAGCGUGAAGCGUGAGUGCAAGAAGCAAGGCAAGAGCUACGGAAUACCGCUCAUGUUCCACUCGCCGGACAGCGUGCCGCGGAAGUUCAUUCAGUACGGCUACCGCUCUUCCUACCUCGGCACCUGCAUCAUCUAUGCCUGGGUGGCUUUGCCCUUGGCCGGCUAUGUGGUGAUGAUCUGGGGCCUCUACAUCGCCUAUGCCAUCUCUGAUGGCAUCUACUUCCCGCCAGGCGCGGAUUACUGGAAGGAGCAAUUUGGCACCUGGGACGGCCUGAUGAUGCCCUGGUGCAUCUGGUUCACCCUGGUCCACGUCCUCGCCGGCAUCGCCUCGAAGUUCUACACGGCCAUGAACUCGCAGUCAAUGCUGCCCUGCACCAACAUGGAGGAUGCCACUCACUUGAUUGUGGACGAGGAUACCUAUGUUGACCCAGAUGAUGUGGAAGAUCCCGAUGAGCUCAAGGGCGAGGACACCUGGUUCCUCGAGAAGAUUGCUUCCGUGCAGGCGCGCGUGAAACGCGCAUCGACGCGGCAGGUCAUGCCGAUCUCAGAGGACGACGAUGGAACGCGGCAUGUGGAGUACACUUGCGUCCGCUAUGUCUACAGCCAGCCUGGCAUGCUUGAGUUUGCUGUGACGCUCUCCCGGCGAGUUCCGGGGCUGGGCGUUGAGCCGCGGAAGCUCUUGGCGAUCGGUGCCGCCAACGCGUGGAUCAACUGGACAGAGGUUGAGGCCUCCUCCAAACGCCGGCACCCCUGGACUGCCGUCACGUUGGAUCUGCUGGAAUUCGGGCCCUUGAUGUUGCAAGGAGGCUUUCAGGCGGCCUUGAAUCGCUAUGCGGGGGAGCUGCAGGCCGCCCUGGCGGAACACCGUCCUGCUGCUCUCCUGGUGGCCUCCAAGGGCCUGAAUCUUCUCACACACCUGCUCGAAACGCGGAGCUGGUCUGGGCCGGCCGUGCUGCUAUCGCCGAUCCCGAAUAGCUGCGACCAUAUCGCGGCGGGCAACGAGAGCUGGGAGGCACAAUGGUUGGACAGUCUGCGCAUCUUGCGGCGACACAACCCAGCCCCUCUUGUCAUUGGGGUGGGAAGCAGCUCGGAUGAGCAGAUGCUGAUACUGGACAUGAUGGAGGAUGUCGGGACUUGUGGAUCAUUGGUCCGGCGCGACUUUGCCACCAGCACCGGGGCCUGGUUUCAGGACUGUCAGAACUGGGAGGUCUACGUCUUCCCGGGCGACCAUGACUGGAAGCAGGACCCAUCAAAUUCGGUGCAUGUAGCCUCGCUGGUGGACCGGGUCUUUCGCCUGAUGGAGGCGUCUGUGCAGUGCGAUGAGUCUGAGUCCUUCGUGCCCAUGGGUUUGUUGGUCCCCGAUGCCCAGGAGGCUCACCGGGUCCUGAAGCAGGGUGGGCUUUCCGAAGACGAGGCGGCACAGGCCCUGUCCUCAUGUGGCGAGAACACGAUCCACGUCCAUGUGCCAGGAUUCAUCGAAGCUUUGGGAACUGAGUUUUCGGAUUUCACGUACAUCUUCAACUCCAUCGGAAGCUGGGCAUACGUUGCCUACUCCACCUGGAACAUCGGAUUUGUUUGGAUUAUGAUGAUGCUGGGCUCCGGAAUUUAUCGGGCUCUCUUCAUCGUCCGCCCGAAUCAGAAGAAGAUCGCAGACAUGGCGUCCAUGAAGCAAAGCUGUACUGUCUUCCGAGAGAACCAGUGGAAGGAAGUCGACGUGUCCGAGAUCGUGCUGGGAGACAUCGUCAAGGUGCAGGAUGGAAGCGACGCGAAGCUGCCUUGCGACGGCGUCCUCGUAUCGGGCAGCCUCAUCGUGAACGAGUCGAUGCUUACAGGCGAGCCGAUGCCUAUUGCCAAGUCUCCGGUGGAGGACAACACCCACUACAAGAUCACGGACAAGUUGAACAAGGCCUACGCAGGCACGCUUGCCUUGGAGUCUACGGGGCCGGCCCAGGGGAAGGCCAUGAUCUACUGCACGAACGUCGGUGCACUGACGACCCGAGGUCAGUUGGUCCGCAUGGUGCUCUUCCCUGCCUCAGUGAAGUUCAAGUACAACGACCAGCUCCCCAUGGUGUAUGGCAUCAUGAGCAUCUAUGUCACGAUCAUCGUCCUCCUGCUGAUCUUCUGCGCCGACAUCGGCUCCGCUGUGGCAACGUACCUGACGGUUCUCUGCACCGUGGCGAUGGCUCUGAACCCGAUGAUGCCUGUGUCCAUGGUCAUGGGGCAGUCGGUGUCCGCUGGGCGCUUGGACAACAUGAAUGGCGAGUAUCAGAUCAAGUGCCUGCAGCCGGGAAGGAUCCCCAUUGCCGGGAAGAUCUCGACCAUGGUCUUCGACAAGACUGGGACGAUCACGAAAGGAGGAAUGGACUUUGCGGGUGUCAUCGGAGCGGCUGGGGGGCGCUUCAACCAGCGCGUGGAGUUCGACGACAGCGACCCGGAGAGCAUCCAAAACCGCGCCAAGGUGGACGACCAGAUGACAGUGCCGCCAGUGCUUCGCCGGGCCUUGGCGGUCUGCCACACCGUGAAGAAGCUGGGAUCCACUGGUGCUUUGGUUGGAAACCAGGUGGAGUGCGCGAUGGUGCGCACGGUGGGCUGGAAGCUGGGCAACAAGGAGAUGAUUUCACCUCAGGGAGAGGUGCUGAAGGUGGUGCGGGAGCUGGAGUUCGACCACCACAGCAUGACGAGCGGAGCAGUUGCCAGAGAUGCCCAAGGACGGCUGGAGGUCUUCAUCAAAGGCAGCUAUGAGAAGAUCAAGUCCCUCGCUCAACCUGCCUCGGUGCCGUGGGACUACGAUCAGGUGACCAUGCAGUGCGCCAAGGACAACUACUACACCCUCGGCAUCUCCUAUAAGGAGCUGCCUCCGAUGACAGACGAUCAGGUUCGCAACACGCCGCGAGAGCAGCUGGAAUCCUACGUCAAUGUUUGCGGGCUCCUCCUCUUCCGAAACGAGAUGAAAGCCGACUCUCCCGAAGCCAUCGAGAGCCUCAAAGAAGGCUCUGUCCGCUCUGUGAUCUGCACCGGAGACAACGAGCUCACAGGAAUCGCCAUCGGCAGGGCGUGUGGUAUUGUGACGUCUGACAAGUGCCUGCGCGGCACAGUCGAGAACGGUCAGCUGGCUUGGAACGAUCCUGACGACGACAAGCGCCGAGUCUCUCCGGACAGCGACCCGAACAGUCAGCUGGCCUUGACUUGCGCGGCGUGGAGGCAUCUCUAUACCACCGAGACCAAGACGCUCGAGGAGCUCUGGCCCCGGUGUGUGGUCUUUGCCCGCAUGAAGCCGGACGACAAGAUCAACGUGGUCAAGUACCUGCAGAGCCGCGGAUUGGUGGUCGGCAUGGCGGGCGACGGCGGCAACGACUGCGGCGGCCUGCGCGCCGCGCAUGCCGGCUUGGCACUGUCGGAUGCCGAGGCUUCGAUGGUGGCGCCUUUCUCCACGGGCCGUCCGGGCAAAGGCGCGGCCAGGAAUGAUAUCUCCCUGACCACGGUGCCGGACCUCAUCCGCGAAGGCCGCGCUUGCUUGGCCACGAACAUGGCGACCUUUAGCUACUUCAUGGUCUACGCCUUCUUGCUGACCACGAUCCGAACUUUCUUCGUGAUCUUCAAGAACCUCAGCCUUGGCGAGUGGGUUUGGAUGACGAACGACAUCGGCGUUGGUGUGGUCAUGAUGUACUUCAUGACCCAGUCGCGUGCGCGCCCGGAGCUGGCCAAGUUCCGGCCCACGGCCACUCUCCUCGGCCUGCGAACCAUCUCAGCCGUCGUGGUUCCCUACGUCCUCGGCAGCAUGAUUCUGAACGUCGGAAUUCUGAUCCUUCACGGCCAAGCAUGGUACGACGUGCUGAACCCGAACUGGAUCCACAUCCGCGCUCAGUACUGGAUGAACAAGGGCGACAACUACGACAGUGCUAUCGGGGUCCUCGCGCUUUUCAUCGUGCUCUCCACGACAGCCUACGUCAACACCUAUGGAGGCGAGUUCCGCCGCUCGAUCUUCCGCAAUGUGGGUAUCAACGUGACCUACCUCCUGCUUUCCGGCAAGGCCAACAUCGGGGUUGAGUCCUAUGUCUUGCUGCGCCCGCUCUUCUGCAGCCUUGCGGGCAUUGGCCUCUUGCCCUGGCUCGCCGCAGAUGACAGCCUGAUGUGGGGCCGAUGGAAGGCCCUUGCGGAUGCCCUGCCGCAGGAGGAGGGCCUCCGGGAGGUCUUGGACCAAAGCUGGCGCGAGGCGAAGGAGUCGGUUCGUCGGCAAGGUACUCCGACCGAUGGUGCCUUGCCACAGGGCGCGCACGCAGAGUUCCAGAACAGCGAGCUGACGGCCUUUCUCCUCCUGCUCUGCGCUGCGCGCGCCGCUGGCGCCAAGGAAGUCGAGGAGUACCUGAACCCGGUGUUGGCGCUGCUGGAGUGCUCACCGCUCCUCUGGUACAGCGCGAUGCCCAUCUUGCGCAAGGGCCUCCCUGCCAACUCAUGUGAGCUCGCCGCUUUCGAAGCAGGCUACCUCGGCUGCAUGAAGAGAUGCCUGCACGGAGCACGCUGGCGGCUGCAAGAGGCUUCAAUCCUGAAGCCCCGGCGAAUGCGUCAGCCAGAGACUCUGUAUUCUUUUGCAAGGUUUGUCGUUCUCUUCAUUGGUGUAGCCCUGGGAUGCAAACAUGACGAGCGGAAUGACCUGUACUUCAUUGCGUUCAGGGAGUACAUCAAGAGUAUCACGCUGGCCUCGAGCGAUGCUGUUGGCGUGGAGGAAGCCAGAAAGACCUACGUGCGGAAUUUCGAUGUCGUGACAGAGAUGUGCUUGACGUGGACUCACCGGUCAUUUCGCUGGCUGCCGCUUUACAGGCUCUUAGGAUAUUGGAUGCAGACCAUUCUAUGGGAAAGGCCCGACAUCUGCUUUGGCCGGAACUUGUCCGUGGACGUCCAAGUGGAAAACUGCAUCGCAAGCACUUCGAGCGCUGAAGCGCUGGACUCUCAAAGUUCGCCUUUGCACCUGGCGGCGAAGCAUGGACAGGUACCGGUCUGCCAGGCUCUGCUCGAGGGCGUGGCGGGCAGCCUGACGCGCAAGGACAGACGCGGCUACACAUCGCUCCAUCAUGCAGCAAUGUAUGGGCAGGAGGAGGUGGUUUCUCUCCUCCAGUCCGACAGCGUGGGCUCCAUGGGGGAUGGCAUGGCCUUCCAAGACUGCCUUGAAGACGGCGACCGCGUGGUUCGAGUGCAGUGGUAUUCCCGCGCGGCCCAGGGCUCCGGUGGUGCGCUGGCGACCCACUCCCUGGUUGUCGUCACGACGGAUGCCGGCCGCGCCUACAUUAUUGAAAAGGCCGCAAUGGACAACGAGAACUCGGAGGAUCAGUUUCGCAACGGCGUGCUCGUCUCCGACAUCCGAGGCCUUCACUACUUUGGGACGUUGGUGAGCAGCCUCGGCCCCGCGGAAAUCAAAGAGGCGCUGACGCCCCGGCAGCUGUGGCAGGCGGCUGUGGACACUGGACCUUAUUCCUUGGGGCGGGCCAACUGCCAGCACGCCGCUGAGGCCAUGUUCACGACCGCCCGGGCGGCCGCGCUGCCUCUGCCGCCAAAGCCCAACGAGAACGGAAUCCGCUAUCUCCAAAACCUGGUCGAGCUUUCUGGGCUCUGCUGCACGUUCUUCCACAGCUCCUCCGAGUCGGUGGAGUCGCGGACCUGGGCCCUGCUGGCCUGGUUUGGCCUCAUUUCUACCCGGGAGGCCUCGCGGAGGUGA